Molecule: messenger RNA, 2274 nt
Organism: Theileria equi strain WA
Lineage: Eukaryota; Apicomplexa; Aconoidasida; Piroplasmida; Theileriidae
Product: DNA mismatch repair protein, putative
Exons: 7
Coding region: 1-2274 (757 amino acids)
Biological process (GO): mismatch repair
Cellular component (GO): MutLalpha complex
Molecular function (GO): ATP-dependent DNA damage sensor activity; ATP binding; ATP hydrolysis activity
Source: RefSeq, a predicted model, not a curated record
AUGCCUCUUUUAUCGCUUCCAAGUGAGAGGACGACAGUUUCUAGAUCGUUGCAGGUUAUAAACAAUGUCAACUGUGUGAUUAGGGAAUUGGUCGAAAAUUCCAUCGAUGCAAAGGCAACAAGCAUAGAGAUUCGACUUACCAAUAGCGGUCAUGAUUUGAUCCAAGUUUCUGACAACGGUACUGGUAUUAGCGAGUCUAACUUCGAAAUCCUAGCUAGAAAAAAUACGACUUCCAAGAUUAGAAGGUUUGAGGACCUUUAUUCAUCGCUAAAUACCUUUGGGUUUCGGGGUGAAGCGCUUUACUCUCUCUGUAACGUUUGCGAUGUUGAAGUUGAGACUAGAAGGGCAGAUAUAAACUAUGGCUGGCACCUAAAAUACGAUGCCGAUGCUAAUUUGGUUGAAAAGACCAGAAUCGCAGCAAAUGUGGGAACAACAGUGAGUUGCAGGGAACUGUUCAAACCGUUUCCUGUUAGAAGGAAGUUAUUGCUAAAGUCUGGAAAGUCGCAACUUCCAAAUGGAAUCUUUUUAUUACAACAAUAUGCUCUUGUGAAUCCACACAUUCGUUUUUACCUUUCAAACAAAACUACAUCAAAUCAGAACAUUUCAAACCUAUUUUCAACCUCCGGAAAGGCUGAAAAUAUGAAACAGGUUGCAGAGGAAAUAUUUGGAAAGACAUUUGUUGCAAACUUGAUUGAAGUAGAUAUUAGCACCAGAGACUGGAAUCUUAGGGGAAUGAUAAGUUCUCCACAUAAUGGUAAACAGUAUAAAGAUGUUGAAUUCUUUUUUAUAAACAAUCGUCCUGUGGAUAAUUCUAGAAAGCUCAGGUCUUGCAUCGUCGGAGUCUACAAGCAAUUUUCAAGCAGGCUUUAUCCGUCUUUUAUUUUAAACUUGUCGACGGAUUCUGUUAAUGUUGACAUUAAUCUUGCUCCUGACAAGAGAUCAGUAUUUAUUUAUUCGGAGGAUAUAAUCAUCAAUAAGUUAAAGGCUAUGCUCUUUGAACUUUUCAUGCCAACUAGAUCGCAGACUAUACCGCAAUUCAACGUUGAUAUUUUGGACCAAUUUUUACACAAGGAUGGCGUUGAGGAAGAUAAGACCAUAAAGGUAAAGAUUUCCGAUGAAGAUGCACUACGCCUAAAAAAGGCCCCUAAACUGGAGGAGGAACCGGUGUCUACUAAGAAUGACCAAGAAUGUGAUAAUAAAGAACCAAGAAUAUCAGUUGAAUCAAAACUAUCUAGACCUGCACCUGAGAGUGAUGCAAAACGGGAUCUCUCGAUUUUAAAUCUCUCGGAGUAUCGCCUAGAGAAAUCACAACCAACAGAACCAAUAAAGUUACCUACUGUAACAGUCCCACAGAUAGAGGUUGUUAAAAAACCAAAGAUAUCUGCUCCAAUAAAAUCAAAAGAGCCACUUUCCCUUUUUGAUUAUCUUACAACGAGACCCGUACGUAAGCAUUGCAGUAAAAAGCGAAAUGUGGUCCAUAUCGAUAAAUCUCGCUUAUAUAUGAAAAAGGUCUUCAAAUCCCUCUUGGGUGAUAAUGAUGAAAGCACUGCAAGCGAUGCACAAACGGAUUCUAUCGAUGACCAUGAUCUUAUGGAUCCUAGUGUUUUUAAGGAGAUGAAGCUUUGUGGCCAAUUCAAUAACGGAUUUAUAAUAACAAUACUAAAGGAUUCUAAAAUUAGACAGGGUUUUGACUAUUCAAUAUACAUUAUCGAUCAGCAUGCCGCUGAUGAAAAGGCUAGGUUUGAAGAUUAUAAUCAGAGGGUGAAGAUUAAGAAGCAAAAACUUAUCAGUCCUAGGUUUAUUGAACUUUCUCCAUACCUUUCACAGGUAGCUCAAUCGCAUUGUGACACUCUAAACUAUAACGGUUUUGAAACAGUCACAAAGAGCGCUCCAAACAGAUCUUCGCAUGGAAUUUAUGUAAAUUCAUUUCCACAGUUGUUUGGGAGGAUACUCAGUGAAGACGAUUUAAUAUCAUUUCUCAACGAUUUAUCAAACUCUGUGGCCACAAUUCAAGACGAGAAACAAAUAUCAAAGCAGCUAAUUUGGGGAAACAGCAUAAUACUUCCAAGACCUAUAAAAAUCUGGAGCAUUUUGGCUACACGAGCAUGUAAAGAUGCCAUAAAGUUGGGUGAUGCUCUUUCUACGGACAAAAUGCGUUCUAUCAUCAAGAAGCUCUCGACUCUUGUACACCCCUGGAACUGUCCGCAUGGAAGACCCACCAUGAAGUGUCUAAUUUCGAGCUCUCAGCUAAAUAGCAUCUUUUCUAAAAAAUGA